Messenger RNA from Orussus abietinus, 3791 nucleotides. It is a transcript of the gene Zmynd8, whose product is annotated as protein kinase C-binding protein 1. The record is from RefSeq and is a predicted model, not a curated record. Gene Ontology annotation, molecular function: protein binding. Gene Ontology annotation, biological process: regulation of DNA-templated transcription. Lineage: Eukaryota; Metazoa; Arthropoda; Insecta; Hymenoptera; Orussidae. The coding region runs from base 996 to 3791 and encodes 931 amino acids. The transcript has 5 exons.
GAAUCGACCUCGUGUAUUUUUGGUGAGAAUGCUCACUUCUCGCAUCUUCAACUUACGAACUUCGGCACAUCGGCAAAAGAUGGCGGAGCGUCGGUUAUUAACGAGACUAGUGUAGGCAAAGAAGCAAGAUUCUCGGAAACGAGUAUCAGCGAGUCGUGCAAAUAGCGGGGACGUAUGACUUAAAUCGGUUCUCUGGAUUUUGAGGGUUUUGAGGUAUCCAUGUCACCUGCUGUUCCGCGUGGAAGAUCGUUCUCCAAAAGGAAUCCGAUUCGUCUCCAGUCGGCGUCCGGAGGCGCAAUUUAAAAAAUUGAGAAUGCGAGUUUAGACGAGACGUGUACGAGGUAAAUAAAGUUUACUGCCUCGGAUAUUUUCAAUUAACCAUGAACGAUCACAGAGCUGGAGGGACGAGCGUUUCGGUUAAGGAUGAUGUUAGCACCAAGGCCAAAAGGCUCUCCGACAGUUAAAUCAAAAGGUAACUCGAUGCAUGUACCAUUUCUGAUCAACAAAGCCGAUUAGAAUUGGUGAUAGCUAUGGAAACUCUAACGAAAAGUUGACUGUAUUAUUGGGAAUCAAGAGAAAGAGAUGUUGUCGUUACGUCUUAAACUUGAGAACUAUCUUGGCCAAUGGCUAGGUAUCGGCUACGCGUACAAGAUACAUCGCCGUGCUAUCUCUAAUCAGAAAAUGCGGUGAAAGUUAUGGGCAAUGGUGGAAAUAGAAACUGGGGUCACCGAAUUAUCUUAGAUGAACGUACACACAAUGACGCCGUACUUUUAAAUGGCUGCGUCGAGCGUACAGAAACGUACUCCGUAUGCAUCAAAGUAAAACACGCUGCUUUUUUGAUCAAAGAGUGUGAAUACAAUUAGACAAAUGGUUCAGAGAGAUGCAAAGACUGCCGCGUCGUUUUGAAUUUUGUAUUCACCGAUACCGAGGUCUCGUCGGCUUUACCAGAAGCUAGGAGGAAGAUGUCCGAACGGCAAAGAAAGAAACGAUAACCAAUGGAGCUAUCCAAGAAUCGUAAACAAAGCAUUAAAGGACUUAACGAAAACGAAAAGUCGGUCGAUGACAGAAAAUUGGUAUCGAGUAACGAUAAAGAUGGAAGACACGAAUUUUUUAAAGGUUUCACGGAGUCACCCGAGGUAAAAGAUACGAAGCUCGGGAAAGCCGAUGACGUCGAUACUCUGACGGAGUCAAAAAACGGUAACCUAACGAUGGAAAACCAACGGGAUCUCGAAGAAUCGUCGACGCAACACGACGAGGCUCUGAACGACUCCAAGAUGGAGAGCAUGAAACAACUCGACUUGAUGCAGAAUUUAAACAAGAAGGUAUCCUUUGAUUCCUCGAAUCCCGAAUGCAAGAGCAACGGAAAAGAAUCCUUGGAUCGAAUCUCCGUCAAGGACGAGAAAGAAAAGGAAAAGGAGGAUGGAAGAAGGAAGCGAAAGAAUUGGAGUGGCACAACGGUCGAAGCGGUCGCCGAAGAGGACGGCAGCCGGGUAAAGAGGCUGAAAACAAAGAGCUCGAGCGACCGGUUUUGCUGGCGAUGCCACAAGGAAGCCGUGGAGGCUCGGUGCAGCGCGUGCCCCCGUUCCUGGCAUCGGAGGUGCAUGGGCGGGGCCCCGCCCCUGUCCGUACAAAACUGGAUAUGCGGCGAAUGCGCGACCAUCCUCACGGCGGAGAACGCCGAGACGCGCCCCGACUCGAUGUCGCAGCUGUCGGUCGACCAGCUGGGCCUGUUGCUCAAAUACGUCGUCGGCCGGAUGCGCGACUAUCCCGGGUCCGAGCCAUUCUGGAAGGCGGUGGACUUGAACGAGGUUCCAAAUUACAUGGACUACGUCGCGAAGCCCAUGGACCUGACGCUGCUCGAGGCCAACGUGCGUGCGAAACUGUACGGCAGCACCGACGCCUUCAUGGCCGACGCCAAGUGGAUCCAGCACAACUGCGUCGUCUUCAACACGUGUGGAGGAGUGUACGCCGACACGUCCAAGCUGACCAACGCGGCGAAGCAGAUAAUCAAGGUGGCCAGACAGGAGGUCUCCGAGAUCGAGGCCUGCCCCGACUGCUACGCCCACGGGAGGAACCUGCCCCGGCCCCACCCGUCCUGGUUCAUCGAGCCCUGCAGGAGGCCCCACCCCUUGGUGUGGGCCAAGCUGAAGGGCUUCCCGUUCUGGCCGGCGAAAGCCAUGCCCCGUCUGAACGGGCAGGGCUUCGUCGACGUGAGGUUCUUCGGGGCUCACGACCGCGCCUGGGUCCCGCCCCGGGACCUCUACCUCUACUCGCGCGACCCCCCGGCGCCGCUUCCGCGCAAGAGGAAGCAGGACAUGGACGACUGCGUGCGCGAGAUCACGCGGCACUGCAGGAAGCUCGAGAUGGCUUUCGGCGAGUUCAAGUUCGCCCCGCCCAAGGUACCCUACAACCCGCAGGACCCGCUGCAGAUAAAGAUAAUGCUGCCGCACUACGAUCCCCUAGGUCGCGCGACCCCCGCGACCCCCGCGACCCCCGCGACCCUCGCCGCGCCCGCCGGCCCCCGCGCCGCCACGCCCGUUAAAAGAAAGCCCCCGAGGAGGCGCACCGCGCCCUCGCCCGUAACCGCGGCCGAGGACUCCACGAACGACUCCAUGGUCCUGAGACUCGACUCGGACGGCGAGGCCGCGACGGCACCCAGGCAGCCCGCCGCGGCCCGUCCGGGCGACGCGACGGGGGCGCCCGUCGACGACGCCGGCGCCGCGGUCGCCCCGGUCGCCCCGGUCGCCCCGAACGCGAGCCCGGAGUCCUCCGACGGACCGGUGCGGAAGAGGAGUCCGCAGAACGCGGCCGGGGACGCCGCGCCCCGGACGCCGACCCCGAAGCAGAGGAAGAAGGAGCCGGUCGAGGCCAAGACGAGGAGCGCCUCGCCGAAGAAGGGCGUCCCCAGGUCGGCUAGGGAGCCGAAGGGGCCCAAGCCGAGGACCGAGUCGGCCGGGGACGGCCGACCGGAGACCAAGAGGAGACCCGAGGCCGGACUCCCGAGGGCGCCGAGCAAGACCUCCUCCAGGAUGAGCUUCCCGGUCUCGAGCGGCAAGUCGGAGGACGUUCGCCCGGGGCCGGACCUUCGGGCCCGGCAAGCGUCGCCCGGCAAAAGGGAGAGCAAGGCCAGGAAGUCCUUCCCCAACAGGGCGCCGAGCUUCCCGCAGAGCCCGGCCCCGGAGGCGGCCGGGACGCGCCCCGGGUACAGGCUCGCGCCGCCGGAGGCCGGGCCCCUGAGCGCGCACCUCUACCAGGGUGCCCACGAGCUGGCCGGCCGCAUGGCCCAGCUGAUGGAUGACGCCCUCCUCAAGUCCGUCGGCGGCGACUCGGCGGAGGACCACCGGGCCACCGUGUACGCGCUGCGGCUGCAGAUCGAGCGAAUGCAGUGGCAGCACGAGCAGCAGCUGGCGGAGCUCAAGCACAACACAGAUCGCACGCUGCGCGAGAUGAGGUCCAGCAUGGAGGCCGAGCGGCUGCGGGCCGUCGAGGAGAUCCGCAGGGAGACGGAGGAGGAGAGGACCCGCUGCCUGGAGGAGACGAAGCGCAAGCAGUGGUGCUCGGUGUGCGGCCGCGAGGCCCUCUUCUACUGCUGCUGGAACACCGCCUACUGCGACUACCCCUGCCAGCAGUCGCACUGGCCCGCCCACAUGAGGACCUGCGCCCAGAGGCUCUCGGCCGCUCAGCCCCCCGGAACCCCCGGAACCCCCGGAACCCCCGGAACCCCCGGNGGCCCCCCGCCCCAGGUUAUGCCCCGUCUCCUGACCAACAAGCCUCCCUCGUGGCGGCCCUAG